GCGGUCCUCGGAUCUUCAGCCUCCCCCGCCCCUCGCCGGCAGUGCCCGCCGAGCCGGGCCGCCCCCCUGCGCAUGCUCGUUGCCGCGCGGGUGGGGAGCGCCGGGGCCGGGAGGCGGGCACCGGUCGCAGGUCCCUCCGGGCAGGGGAGGCCUGGGCCUGACGCCGGCCACGCAGCGGCGGGAGAGCGAGCACCCAGGCAGCGGCGUCCUGGAGACCCGCGAGAGAUGGAAGCGGCGGCGACGCCGGCGGCGUCCGGGGCGGCUGGGCGCGAGGAGUUAGAUAUGGAUGUAAUGAUGCCCUUGAUAAAUGAACAGAAUUUUGAUGGGACAUCAGAUGAAGAACAUGAGCAAGAGCUUCUGCCUGUUCAGAAGCAUUAUCAACUUGAUGAUCAAGAAGGCAUUUCAUUUGUACAAACUCUUAUGCACCUUCUUAAAGGAAAUAUUGGAACUGGCCUUUUAGGACUUCCAUUGGCAAUAAAAAAUGCAGGAAUAGUGCUUGGACCAAUCAGCCUUGUGUUUAUAGGAAUUAUUUCUGUUCACUGUAUGCACAUAUUGGUACGUUGCAGUCACUUUCUAUGUCUGAGAUUUAAAAAGUCAACAUUAGGUUAUAGUGACACCGUAAGUUUUGCUAUGGAAGUGAGUCCUUGGAGUUCUCUUCAGAAGCAAGCAGCAUGGGGACGGAGUGUGGUUGACUUUUUUCUGGUGAUAACACAGCUGGGAUUCUGUAGUGUUUAUAUUGUCUUCUUAGCUGAAAAUGUGAAACAAGUUCAUGAAGGAUUCCUGGAGAGUAAAGUGUUUAUUUCGAAUAAUACCAAUUCAUCAAAUCCAUGUGAGAGAAGAAGUGUUGACCUAAGGAUAUAUAUGCUUUGCUUUCUUCCAUUUAUAAUUCUUUUGGUCUUCAUUCGUGAACUAAAGAAUCUGUUUGUACUGUCAUUCCUUGCCAACAUUUCCAUGGCCGUCAGUCUUGUGAUAAUUUACCAAUAUGUUGUCAGGAACAUGCCAGAUCCCCACAACCUUCCAGUAGUGGCUGGUUGGAAGAAAUACCCACUCUUUUUUGGUACUGCUGUAUUUGCUUUUGAAGGCAUAGGAGUGGUCCUUCCACUGGAAAACCAAAUGAAAGAAUCAAAACGUUUCCCUCAAGCAUUGAAUAUUGGCAUGGGGAUUGUUACAACUUUGUAUGUAACAUUAGCUACUUUAGGAUAUAUGUGUUUCCGUGAUGAAAUCAAGGGAAGCAUAACUUUAAAUCUUCCCCAAGAUGUAUGGUUAUAUCAAUCAGUGAAAAUUCUGUAUUCCUUUGGCAUUUUUGUGACAUAUUCAAUUCAGUUCUAUGUUCCAGCAGAGAUCAUUAUCCCUGGGAUCACAUCCAAAUUUCAUACUAAAUGGAAAAAAAUCUGUGAAUUUGGGAUAAGAUCCUUCUUGGUUAGUAUUACUUGUGCUGGAGCAAUUCUUAUUCCUCGUUUAGACAUUGUGAUUUCCUUCGUUGGAGCUGUGAGCAGCAGCACAUUGGCCCUGAUCCUACCACCUUUGGUUGAAAUUCUUACAUUUUCUAAGGAACAUUAUAACAUAUGGAUGAUCCUGAAAAAUAUUUCUAUAGCAUUCACUGGAGUUGUUGGUUUCUUACUAGGUACAUAUGUAACUGUUGAAGAAAUUAUUUAUCCCACUCCCACAGUUGUAGCCAGCACUGCACAAAGUCCUUUUCUAAAUUUGAAUUCAACUUGCUUAACAUCUGGUUUGAAAUAGUAAAAGCAGAAUCGUGAGUGUUCUAUUUUUGUCUCAUUUCUGAAAAUUAUCAAAAUAACUAGUAAAAUGCCUUGUCAUAUACUUAAAAAUGGUAACAAACUCCAUUUUCUUUUGGCACAAUAUUAAUAUUUUGGAAGUAAUUGUAACUCUUUACCAGCAGCGGUAAACCUAUGACAAAUCCUUGGUUUUAAGUGUUAGCAAUAGUUUCAAAAAAUUAAGUUCUGAAAAUUGAAAAAAAAUUAAAGAAUAAAAAUACUUCUAUUAGUCUUUUAUCUCAGUAAGAAAUAACCAGGAUAUUUCUCUUUUAUGCUAUUCUUUUGCCACUAACUUGAGAAGGGAAUAGGAUUUCAACAAUAAAAUAAUAAAAUAAGAACAUAUAUACAACAAGGGCUCUCCACAUCAUCCCCGUGAAUGCCCUAGUAAACUUUAUGUAUAAUGUAAAAAAAAGAAUCUCAGUUAUGGUUUCAUUAGUGAGCCAGAUAAUAAUGAUUAGCUCCUGGAAAUAUAGAAAAUUCUCAUUAACAUAAUGUAAGCAUCAGAAAAUUGUAAACAAUAAAUUAAUAUUAUACUCUAUCAAUGAUAGUUGAUCUUCAUAAUCAAGAGGCACUGUUCAAGAACCUGACUUAGUGUUUGAAUGAAAUUUGAAAAGGGGCUUUAAAACUUAUCCAGUGGAACUCCCUUAUUUUUCGUCAGAGGAAAUGGAGGCCCAAAAAAGUUAAGUAACUUGGUCAAGACCCCUCAGCCUUGAGAUCAAGAGAACCUAAUCUCUGACUCCCAGGCCAGGAUGUUUUAUUUUUCACAUCAUGUCCAAGAAAAGGAAUAAAUUAUGUUCAGCUUAA
Sapajus apella (tufted capuchin) is the source of this 2579-nucleotide messenger RNA. RefSeq names its product solute carrier family 36 member 4 (gene SLC36A4). Gene Ontology annotation, cellular component: vacuolar membrane. The record is from RefSeq and is a predicted model, not a curated record. Bases 73 to 1740 code for a protein of 555 amino acids. Gene Ontology annotation, molecular function: L-proline transmembrane transporter activity; L-alanine transmembrane transporter activity. Gene Ontology annotation, biological process: amino acid transmembrane transport; L-alanine transport. The transcript is spliced from 11 exons. Lineage: Eukaryota; Metazoa; Chordata; Mammalia; Primates; Cebidae.